This is a messenger RNA of Gavialis gangeticus (Gharial), 8947 nucleotides long. RefSeq names its product Ras protein specific guanine nucleotide releasing factor 2 (gene RASGRF2). The coding region runs from base 6 to 3722 and encodes 1238 amino acids. Lineage: Eukaryota; Metazoa; Chordata; Crocodylia; Gavialidae. Gene Ontology annotation, cellular component: plasma membrane. Gene Ontology annotation, biological process: positive regulation of GTPase activity; Ras protein signal transduction. The transcript has 27 exons. Gene Ontology annotation, molecular function: protein binding; guanyl-nucleotide exchange factor activity. The record is from RefSeq and is a predicted model, not a curated record.
GCACGAUGCAGAAGAGCGUGCGCUGCAACGAGGGGCACGCGCUGUUCCUGGCGGCGCUGGCCCGCAAGGAGGGCGCCAAGCGCGGCUUCCUCAGCAAGAAGACGGCGGAGACGAGCCGCUGGCACGAGAAGUGGUUCGCGCUCUACCAGAACCUGCUCUUCUACUUCGAGGGCGAGCAGAGCGCGCGGCCCGCCGGCAUGUACCUGCUGGAGGGAUGCAGCUGCGAGCGGGCGCCCGCCCCCAAGGCCGCCGCCGCCGCCAGCGCCCGGGACCCCGCGCUUGACAAGCAGCAUUACUUCACUGUUCUCUUUGGCCAUGAAGGUCAGAAGCCACUGGAGCUCCGUUGUGAAGAAGAAACUGAUGGGGAUGAAUGGGUAGAAGCUAUUCACCAAGCUAGUUACUCAGACAUUCUGAUUGAGAGAGAAGUGUUAAUGCAGAAGUAUAUUCAUCUAGUUCAGAUUGUAGAAACUGAAAAGAUUGCAGCCAAUCAGCUUCGACAUCAACUUGAAGAUCAAGACACGGAAAUUGAAAGGCUUAAAUCUGAGAUUGUAGCUCUCAAUAAAACCAAGGAACGAAUGCGGCCAUAUCAAAGCAACCAAGAAGACGAAGAUCCAGAUAUAAAAAAAAUUAAAAAGGUUCAGAGCUUUAUGCGAGGCUGGUUGUGCAGAAGAAAAUGGAAGACCAUUGUCCAAGAUUAUAUUUGCUCUCCCCAUGCAGAGAGCAUGAGAAAGAGAAAUCAGAUAGUUUUUAACAUGGUCGAAGCUGAAUCUGAAUAUGUGCAUCAACUUUAUGUUCUUGUGAACUGUUUUCUCAGGCCAUUAAGAAUGGCAGCAAGUUCGAAGAAACCACCUAUUAGUCACGAUGAUGUUAGUAGCAUUUUUCUCAACAGCGAAACUAUAAUGUUUCUUCAUGAAAUAUUUCAUCAAGGAUUAAAAGCAAGAAUAGCAAAUUGGCCUACAUUAAUUUUAGCUGAUUUAUUUGAUAUUCUGCUGCCAAUGCUGAACAUUUAUCAAGAAUUUGUUCGGAAUCAUCAGUACAGUCUACAAGUACUAGCAAACUGUAAGCAAAACAGAGAUUUUGACAAACUCUUGAAGCAAUAUGAAGCUAACCCAGCAUGUGAAGGAAGAAUGCUGGAAACGUUCCUUACUUAUCCCAUGUUUCAGAUUCCUAGGUACAUCAUAACGCUUCACGAACUUCUGGCUCACACACCCCAUGAGCAUGUGGAAAGAAAAAGCCUUGAAUUUGCCAAAUCUAAGCUAGAAGAACUUUCAAGGGUGAUGCACGAUGAAGUAAGUGACACAGAAAACAUCCGGAAAAAUCUAGCCAUAGAAAGAAUGAUAGUAGAAGGCUGUGAUAUAUUGCUAGAUACCAGCCAAACUUUUAUACGUCAAGGUUCCCUUAUUCAAGUCCCUUCAGUUGAGAGAGGGAAACUGAGUAAAGUUCGUCUGGGAUCAUUGUCUUUGAAAAAAGAAGGAGAAAGACAAUGCUUCUUAUUUACAAAACACUUUUUAAUUUGUACAAGAAGUUCAGGAGGAAAACUGCAUCUGCUUAAGACAGGAGGUGUUCUCUCUUUAAUAGACUGCACAUUGAUUGAAGAGCCAGAUGCAAGUGACGAGGACUCAAAAACUUCUGGUCAAGUGUUUGGACAUCUUGAUUUCAAGAUUGUAGUUGAAUCUUCCGACGCUCCUCCUUUUACUGUGGUCCUUUUAGCCCCUUCACGUCAGGAAAAAGCUGCAUGGACAAGUGAUAUAAGUCAGUGCAUUGACAAUAUAAGGUGUAAUGGUUUAAUGACCAUAGUGUUUGAAGAAAACUCUAAAGUCACUGUGCCGCAUAUGAUCAAAUCUGAUGCUCGUCUUCAUAGAGAUGACAUUGAUAUCUGCUUCAGCAAAACAUUAAAUUCCUGCAAAGUGCCCCAAAUUCGUUAUGCAAGUGUGGAGCGCCUUUUGGAGAGAUUAACGGACUUGCGCUUUCUUAGUAUUGAUUUCCUGAAUACUUUUCUGCAUACUUACCGUAUAUUUACUACUGCAGCAGUUGUACUGGAGAAACUCUCAGAUAUAUACAGAAGACCUUUCACCUCCAUUCCAGUCAGGUCUUUGGAACUGUUUUUUGCUACAAACCAAAACAACAGAGGAGAACAUCUGGUUGAUGGAAAGUCGCCACAUCUUUGUCGCAAAUUUUCUUCUCCUCCACCACUAUCACUCUCAAGAACUUCUUCCCCUGUCAGAACCAGAAAACUCUCAUUGACUUCACCACUGAACUCUAGAAUAGGGGCUUUAGAUCUCUCUACUUCCUCCAUUGCAAGCAGUCCUACCUCAACAUACAGCCCAGCCACAUCCCCACCACCCACUGCUAGCAAAGUACCACUGGACCUCAGCAAGGGGCCUUCUUCCCCAGAACAGAGUCCAGGAUCUAUAGAAGAGAAUUUAGAUAAUCCUCGCAUUGAUCUUUGUAACAAGCUGAGAAGAAGCAUUCGGAGAGCAGUUCUGGAGUCUGUUUCAGUGGACAGAACCAUUCCUGAAAGCACCUCAGCAGUGGAUACACCUGAGCUAUCCCCAUGCAGAUCUCCCUCAACUCCACGACAUCUCCGCUACUGGCAACCAGGGGUACAGACUGCUGAUAACAGCCACUGCUCUGUUUCUCCUGCUUCUGCUUUUGCUAUUGCUACAGCUGCAGCAGGGCACGGGAGUCCACCAGGAUUUAACAACUCUGAACGAACAUGUGACAAGGAAUUUAUAAUACGCAGAGCAGCCACUAAUCGUGUCCUGAAUGUCUUGCGUCAUUGGGUCUCCAAACAUUCUCAGGAUUUUGAGCUAAACAAUGAGCUGAAAAUGAAUGUGCUUAAUUUGCUGGAGGAGGUUUUGAGAGACCCAGAUCUUCUUCCACAAGAAAGAAAAGCUACAGCAAACAUAUUGAGGGCCCUUUCUCAGGAUGAUCAGGAUGAUGCCCAUUUAAAAAUAGAGGAUAUAAUUCAGAUGUUAGAAUGUCCAAAACCGGAGUGCUUUGAGACUUUGUCAGCCAUGGAGCUUGCAGAGCAAAUAACUCUCUUAGAUCACAUAGUAUUCAGAAGCAUACCUUAUGAAGAGUUUCUUGGGCAGGGCUGGAUGAAAUUGGAUAAAAAUGAAAGAACACCAUAUAUUAUGAAAACCAGUCAACAUUUUAAUGAUAUGAGUAACCUUGUUGCCUCACAAAUCAUGAACUAUGCUGAUGUUGGCUCCCGUGCUAACUCAAUUGAGAAGUGGGUAGCAGUGGCAGAUAUUUGUCGAUGUAUGCACAACUAUAAUGGUGUUCUAGAAAUCACAUCAGCCUUUAACAGAAGUGCAAUCUACAGGCUGAAGAAAACCUGGGCUAAAGUUUCUAAGCAGACAAAAGCUCUCAUGGAUAAACUUCAGAAGACUGUCUCAUCUGAGGGAAGAUUUAAAAAUCUUAGAGAAACACUAAAAAACUGUAAUCCCCCUGCAGUUCCUUACCUUGGAAUGUACUUGACAGACCUAGCAUUUAUUGAAGAAGGAACACCAAACUUCACUGAGGAGGGUCUGGUCAAUUUUUCCAAAAUGAGAAUGAUAUCGCAUAUUAUCAGGGAGAUACGCCAGUUCCAGCAGACCUCUUACCGUAUAGAGCAUCAACAGAAGGUCACUCACUAUUUACUUGACAAGAGCCUCAUCAUAGAUGAAGAUACUUUGUAUGAACUAUCCCUAAAGAUUGAACCUAGACUCCCUGCCUGAGAAGCCAGCUUUGUCCCUAAGUCUGCAGAAAGAUUUAGUGAAUGAACAAAAUUAUGCAUGCCAAAGCCUACAGCAAGGGGAAGGAUUGAGAAGAAUGAAAGCUCUCUUUUCCAAUAAGGGAGAUUUAGCCUCACAGAAAUUCCCUUUCAAGCAAGGAAAAUCAGCUGUUUGAGGUGAAAGACAGAAUGCUUCAGACAUGGGUUAAGUGAUAAUGCUUUGCAAAGGGGACUGUGCAUCUAACAGAAAACAGAAGGUUUUUGUGUGAACAGGUACUUUUAAUGUGACAAAAAGGGGACAAUUCUAAAUAUAGGUACCUUAGUCUAUUAGAUUAAGAUAAAUGGGCAAGACAAAUGGCAUUGAUUUGGUAUAGGUUGCUCAUCAAAUAUGUAUCUACUGAGGCAUUCGCAGGAUUAAUCCGGUCUCGUUAGUUUAUGUUCAUUGCAAAUAAUAGGACCUUAAGAAUCAUUAACUAACCUUCAAUGGAAGCAGUAUAACAUCUAAAAACAUGAGCUCUACAGCAUAUGCUGGUUUAAAAAAAUGUUAUUUAGUUUUCCUUCAUAGAAUAUUAUGUUUUUAAAAUGUCUUAUCUGCCUUUUAUAAGGCAGAGGAUUUUACAUAUUACAAAUUAGCUUCACUUUGUAAAUAUUUUUUCACUACAUGAUGAGGACAUUUACUGAAUGGAAAGUAAUGUUUUCAGGUAAUUGCUUGGGUAAUUGCUGGCCAUGGGCAUCUGAACAAGACAAUGUGAGUGUGGGAGUUGUUCUUGGGUCAGCAGUGUCCAGGUUCAGGGUGGGCGUGAAGAGCAUGUAAUGAAUGACACAAAUUUUGCUUCUGAUAAAGAUGUUUGAGUUCUCUGUACCUUUUGUACACACUUUGGGUUUGAGCAUCCUGGACAAUUCAAUCAAUGAAGCACCUUCUAUACACACUGUGAGAGGAAAUAUCUGUCUGACCUAGCAAUGGUCAGCAAUGAAGAGUGCAAAUAGCUAUUUUGUCUUACCUGAAGUGAAUGGUUUGAAAAGCAUUCUAUUUCUGCUCAGUUAUUUAACACUGAUUCCACCGAUCAGUUCUAAUCUCUUUCCUCCAUGGUGAAGUUUGACUGUCAGGAAACACAAUGUAUAAUGUUCAUUGGGGAAGUCAGCUUUUGCAGAUGAGCCUCAGUUAGAGGAAAAAGUACUUUUUGUAACUGUUUUAAAACCCAUGCUAGUGUGUGAUAUCAGGUAGAAUUCACUUCUGAAACUAAAUGAUGUUUCCUCAAGUUUCCAAGAGCGGCCUGUUAUGGUUGCUUGGAAAUGAGUUCAAGUGCAUCCCGUAGAGUACAUCAUAAAACAAAAUGCAGGUAUUAUCACUGUUGAAUAACUAGGCUGGAAAAGUGUCCUUUCUUUUCCAAUGAUUAUCAGCCAGUUGAAGAAAUAGGGCUAUAUCACUGUUUGCCUCCCUUAAAUCCUCUCAGGGAGAUGGAUGUUUUAAAAGAAGAUUGUGACCUGGGCCUAUUUGAUCUGACAUUUCUUACUCCAAUUAUGAUGCUUCUUAAGGCUAACAAUGAAAAAUGGAUCUGCCUGGCUUGUGCUUUCUUUGUCUUUAUUUGCACUUUAAUUACAUUGUUAGCUCAGCCAAGAGCUGUACAAUAAAUUCUAUUUGUUCUGUCUAAGUGUAAACGCUAGCAUUUAUAAAUGUAACUUUGCAGCUGUAAAUUUAAUUAAGUUUCCUGCACCACAAGGACCGUCUUUGUAAAUAACUGCACGAAUAAACAUCCAAUAAGUACUAGAAGAUUCCUCAAUAAAAAUAAAAUAAGGAGGAUACUUCUAGAAGCAUCUUAGUUCUGAUUAAUGAAUGCUAUAGUAAUGAACUUGGAAAGUAUUAUUUAUAGAAGCUCUUUAUUUUUUAAAAAAGUUGCUUGUUUAUUACAUUAGUGACCAAUACAAAGGUGAUUGCAUCUCAGUGCAUGGCAAAAAGAAAAAGCAUGGGUUAUAUGGACCAUAAAAUCAACUUACUGUAUAUGUUCUGUUAAAAAAAUUACCAUAAAUCAAUUGUAUAAAAUGCCUCAAAGUCAUGCAGCAGAAAACAGAAGCAGAAGAAAUAAUAGCGCUAAAAGCAAGUUUCCAGCUUGGCUUUAUUUUUUAUCUCCAUUCACAAAGAAAAUGUGAGUGUACAUGUCAUCAUUGACAUUUGUGGCAUCUCCUUCACUUUCUUGUGUCCCAUUUCAUCAGAAUUUUGUGGUAGAGCAUGAUGGCCCCAUCAGGGAUGAUCUUAGGAUACAAAAGGAAGUUCCUCUAUGUCUUCUCCCAUUAUUCUAUUUAUUUUACAUUCUCCACAGAAACUGAAAUUAAACUCUUUGUUAUUAGAAUUAUAUGUACAAAUGGCAGCAUAAACUAUAUGCUGCCUACAUAUAACUUCUUCCAGUUUCAAAGUAUUUAAUAAAUAUUAACUAAUUGUUUCUUGCAGCACUGUUGGAAAGUUAGCAAAUUAUCCUAGUAUCCCCAAUUUCACAUGAAAUAAAACAAGAGGCUAAGGGGUGAUUUUUCACAGGUGCUGAGCAUAAACAAUUUGAGAUUAUUGGGCACUGCUGGUGCUCAGCACCUCUGAAAAAUCAGGAGUAAGUAACUUACCCACAUCUAUACAGUAAACCAGUGGCAGAGUUGACCUGAUAUCUCUAGAAUAGCUGGGUCUUGGCCUGAUGUUUAGACGACCAGAAAAUAAUGGCUACCGUAUACAUGGGAAGAGGUUAGACACAGAAAGAAUUCCAUAUAGCCACAAGGGUGGCUACUCCAAAAUGUGAAUAUGUGUCUUGUUAGCCAUAGUUAUAGAUAACAUUUGCAUCUGCUCACAAAGCUUGAAACGUGGGCUUUGUGCCAGGGUUGUAUAUGGACAUCGCAGGAUAGUAUCCUCCUGGUAGGUUGGACCUACUAUCAGGUGCUGCAGUCUCUGCAGUAAUAGACAACAUAUUCCAGUGUGCUCCUUGGCUCUGAUUGGCACCUGCAUAAUAUACUUAUCCAACAACCAGUCAGACGGACUGUGGUGUUCCCCCUCCUCACCUACAUGUGCUGUAUAAUAUUGUGGCUCAUCUGCUUCUUUUGCUUUUCACUAAAGGAAAGUGCAGGGAGAGAAUGGGCAUGAUUGGCUUGUCUACUUCUUUGCAUACAUCCUGGGUCAAUCGUGCUUCUGUUACACAAGUUGUCCUGCUCACAUAAGUGGGGCUACCUGGAGGAUUUAUUCCCUUGUGAUUGGAAAAUUUGCCCUCAAUUGUUAUCCUGGUGAGUCAAACAUAGAAAUCAUAUGCUAUGCUUCAGGCAGGCAGGGAGCUGCAUCCAGGGUUGGGUUUGGGAUCUUAGGGCAGUAACAGCAUGGGGCCAGGCCUGGGGCAGAGCCACGAUCCCCUCCCCAAAAUGACCCUGCCCAUAGAACUUGUGCCCAUCACAGAGGUAGGUAUACAUGCAGUGGAUUGCAGCUCUGCCCUGAACCCUGGCCCUGCACUGUCACUGUCCUAAGAUCUCCUGGCCCUGCUUACAUGUCUCUCUCCUGAACACUGCUCCCCACCCACCCACAUCCCCAUCCCACUCACUCAUCCAAGUGCCCUGCCCACGUGGGUCCUACCCCUAAGGGUGGGUGCAGGAAUGGACAGGUUGGGGUGUCCAGACAGCAGGGCCAGGUCUGGUGGCUGCGGCAGUCAGAAGGAGCUGCAGCCACCAGAGCUGCCAGGAAAUAGAGUCCAGCGGCUAUGCUGCCCCCACCCCACCGUGUGUCUGGGGAUGGCAGGCCUGACUGCAUGUGCCACGGCCUGGACUGCUUCCUGUGCCUGCCCUGGAUGGGACUAAGAGACCUGCCGUGGGCCAGACAAAACCCCUCUGUGGGCUGGAUCUGGCCCACAGGCUCUAUUUUGUCCACCCCUGGUGUAACCUAUUCUUUGUGAACAGAGAUGCAUACAAAUAACAGCAAAAUGCCAAAUGUUAUUGGUAUAUAAUAGAGUCUCCAAAUAGGGUAGUCUUAUUCCCUUGCAGUGAGGCUGCUCCAGGAAUGUACAAGGGAAGGAAAUUGUCUGAGACCUUUCCCCCUUCAACUCUUUGGCCCCUGUACUAAGGCUGGAUGCAAUCACACUUCCUCCCACCCCUCCAUGUUCACCAACUGCCCCCUCCUAACAUCCCUGGGUAUAACACCCCUGAGAGGGCAAGGACAGGAGGCAUAACUGUCUUGAUACAGGUGAGGAUGGUAUAAUUCAAUCUGUACAUCAGUAUAGCAGUUGGGUGCACUUACCAGAGACCUCUGUACCAUUGCUUUCCUUAGGCUGGUAGGAACCAGUAUGUGACACUCAUUUAGUGUGAGCCACUGCUGUAUAUUUGAUUGAAGUCAUAACUUAGCAUAAAAUGAAAGAAACCUAGACCAGUUUAGUUUACAGUCAAAUUAUAUCUGUGUUACAUGAUUUUCUUUCAGCAAAUCCAAUACCUCUUCAAAUGUAGUAUAAUGUAACUAUAAUGAGAAAUUCCCUUUGACUGAUGAAAAUGUUACUAUUAUUAGAGAAACAACCCUCCUAUUGUCUUAAAAUGAAAUGUUUCAACUUUUUAUUUAAACUAUUUAUUAACUUUAAGUAUGUCAGUUUUGACUUCAGUACAUAUUAAUUAUCGCAGAUUUUCCUAAAUAGCCAUAUUUAUUUGAAACUUUAUUUGUAUGGGAAAUUAUAUUUUUCUUCAUUUACUUUUUUCAUUUCCUUCAUUUACUCAUAAUAAACAAAUAAAUGAUAUAGAAUUCCAACUGAGGAAGCCAUUUCUAACCAUUCAUAAUUUUUCAUUAACCAAGGGCCAAACCCCAAAGUUCUCAUUCCAACAAAAAUCUUGGCUUUAAUUGGGAUUUUUCUAAAAUAAGGACUUCAAGGUUUGACUCUUAACUGGCUCUCAGUUACUUGCCUGUUACCAUUUUUUGCCUCCAAAAAAUUAAAUGUCUCCAUAUAUAAUGUUCUGUGUCUGACAUGCUUGCUUUUGAUUGCUUCAUUGUACACUUCCUUUUGUGGUUGUCCCUGAAGUUUUUGUUCCUUAGGUGAACAGACGUGCAUUUAUUUUACAGAAGUAGUGAUAUCAAUCUCAUCACGUUAAUGCACACCAAGAUGUUUUUUGCAUGUACUGUAAUUGAUCUUUUGACCUGAGGUUAUUGCUGUGUAUUGUUACUAAGUCAUGUCAGACAGGGCUUUGUGCCUACAGUCAGAUUAAACCAUUUCUUUUUCCUGAAUUCAAAAUGUU